UAGAGUAGUAGUGUUUUCAUUCUUGGUGCACGUGUGUUGUUUUCAAGUGAGAAAUUAUAUAUGACUAUGACACCAAAUUAAGGGUUCAGUUUUUUGUCUUUCUUUUAAUUACAGUGUAACAUACAAUAGAUAUAAAUUGGGUUUACGUAACUUAUUUUUUAGUUAAAGUUUUUACUUUUGGUUCAUAUUGUAACUUAUAAGUAAACUUGAUAUAGUUAAGCCUUAACUAACUCUCAGUGGAUUUAUUCUAAAAGUUAGCAGUACGACUACUAUAGUAGUACCAUUACUGCUAGUACCAACAUGAAGAAGAGACUCAAUAAUCAGUUGCCAAACAACCUUCCUCAGCUGCAGAACUUGAUAAAACGAGAUCCAGCGUCUUACAAGGAUGAAUUUCUUCAGCAAUAUCGCCAUUACCACUCCUUGAUUCAAGUUUUUCAGUUGAAACCCUCAGAAUAUAAACAAAGUCUGGAUGAUGUAGUGAUGUUCAUAGCUCAGAUUAGUCACUGUUAUUCAGAAGAGCUUGUAGACUUUCCUCAAGAACUUGUUGAACUUCUGCAGAGACAUCAUACUGUGUUAGAACCAAGGAUGAGAAUGACUUUCUGUCGUGCUCUUAUACUGUUAAGGAGUAAAUCAUUACUGGGACCAUCAGAUCUGUUAAGUCUUUUCUUCCAGCUGCUUCGAUGUCAAGAUAAACAGCUUAGGAAAUUUUUGCAGUCAUACAUUGCAGACAUCAAAAAUCUAAAUGCUAAACAUAAAAAUGCCAAGUUGAACACGACUUUACAGAACUUUAUGUUCAGUAUGCUGAAAGACCAGAAUGCCAUUGCUGUUAAGAUGUCUCUUGAUAUAAUGAUUGACUUGUACAAGAAAAACAUAUGGAAUGAUACAAAAACAGUGAAUGUUAUUGCUACAGCUUGUUUUUCAAAGAUUGUAAAGGUUAUGGUAGCAGCUCUUCAGUUUUUUUUAGGAAGAGAUGAAGAUGUGCAAGUAAACAGUGAUGAAAGUGAUACAGAGGAUGAGACACCAACUUUCAGGGAAGUAGCAAUGUCGAAUAAAUUCAACAAAAAGUCAAGAAAAAGAAAAAAGCUGUUAGAAAAAACAAAACAAGUAGUACAGAAAUCAAAAAACAAGAAAAAAGCUCCAAAUUUUAACUUUUCAGCUAUUCAUCUGAUUCAUGACCCACAAGGUAUGGCAGAAAAAUUGCUCAAGUCCUUAGAAACAAUGAAUGAAAGAUAUGAAGUAAAGCUAAUGGUGAUGAACCUGGUUUCACGUCUUGUUGGGACUCAUGAGCUCAUACUCUUGAACUUCUAUCCUUUACUACAACGUUUUGUUCAACCACAUCAACGAGAUGUCACACGAAUUUUACAGUAUAGUGCCCAAGCUGCACAUGAACAAGUGCCCCCUGAUACUUUGGAACCAUUGCUUAAAACCAUAGCUAAUAACUUUAUUACAGAAAGAAAUUCAUCAGAAGUAAUGGCUGUAGGCCUGAAUGCUAUCAGGGAGAUUUGUGCAAGAUGUCCAUUGGCUAUGGGUGAAGAUUUACUCCAAGAUCUGGUCCAGUACAAGUCUUACAAAGAUAAAUCUGUGAUGAUGGCAGCUAGGUCUCUCCUUCAGCUUUAUAGAAGUGUUAACCCAGGACUACUGCUGAAGAAAGACAGGGGCCGUCCUACUGAAGCGAUUAAAGAGCUGAAAGUAAGAAAAUAUGGAGAACUUUCAGCCCUUGAUUAUUUACCAGGUGCUGAAGUUUUACCAGAAGAAGGAGAGGAUGAAGGUUUGGAAAUAAAUGAAGAAAACAAAGAAGAAGAAGACAGUGAUGGUAGUUGGAUUGAUGUAUGCCAUUCUUCAGAUGAAGAAGGUCUUGAUGAAAAAGGAGAUGAAAUUGAGGAAAAGUGUGCUUCUGGAAAGAGUGGUACCCCUGUGGAAGCUAAAGAUAAUAUUAGUAAAGCAACAGACAUUUCUCAGUCCCGAAUUCUCAGUCAAGAAGAUUUCCGAAAGCUCCAUAUAGCGCAGUUAGCAAAACAUAUAACACCAACAAAGGGCAAAAAAUCUUCAGAAAAAAGAAAAUCCACUGCAGUUGAUGAACAUGACAGUGGAAUUGUUAGUUCUAGAAAAGAACUUGUGUCACUUGGUGAUAUUGAGCGUAUUCACAAAAGACCAAGACAUGAUAGAGAAUCAAGACUUGCGACUGUCAUGAGUGGCAGGGAAGGACGAGAAAAGUUUGGUAGAAAGAACACUAAAAAUCCUCUUGCUGGAAAGACCCAGAAAGAACACAACAGAAAUAAAGCCUUCAUGAUGGUUAAGUAUAAAGUAAAAGGCAAAAGUAAACGUUCCUUCAGAGAGAAACAGAUAGCUCUACGAAACUCGCUUUUGAAGCAACGGAAAAUGAAAUAAAAAAGAUGUAUGUACAUAAGUACUGUAGAGAAAGAUAUUAAAAAUUGAAUGAUUUCACUUUCCA
Limulus polyphemus (Atlantic horseshoe crab) is the source of this 2452-nucleotide messenger RNA. It is a transcript of the gene Mys45A, whose product is annotated as protein SDA1 homolog. Gene Ontology annotation, cellular component: nucleolus. Lineage: Eukaryota; Metazoa; Arthropoda; Merostomata; Xiphosura; Limulidae. The record is from RefSeq and is a predicted model, not a curated record. Gene Ontology annotation, biological process: ribosomal large subunit export from nucleus; ribosomal large subunit biogenesis.